AUCUAAUUCCUAAAGAGUUUCUACUUCAAAUAUUCUGAUGCUACACCGAUUAUAGUCAUUAUACGGUAUCUGUUUACACAAUCGGAGUGAGGGUAAUCAGGCCUGCAAACUUUGACCCUUCACCUUUGCUGACCCCUUGUGUGGCAGGUUCGCCAUUUUGUGCGGUUUGUUUCUUUGUACCGCCCUCUCUCCAGUUGGACGCGAUUUCAACGAUACGUCGAGACAACACGGUCGAGAUGGCUGAUCCCAGCUGUGAAAGUUCUACUGAAGAUCUGUGUCACAGACAUCCUGGGAACGAGACAAGCAGCAUGGAGGAACAGACAACAGACAUGGGCUGGCAGCAGGACAGGGUAGAACAAACUUCAUCCAAGGAGACAUUUCAUAUGAAUGCUCAAAAGACUUUGGUCCCACAAAUAGACGAUCACAACAAAGCCCUACUUCAAAACAAGACAACAGACAUGGGCUGGCAGCAGGACAGGGUAGAACAAGCUUCAUGCAAAGAAACGUUUCAUGUGAGGGUUGAGAAUACAUCAUUCCCACAUGUAGAGGAUCAGGAUGAACCCCUAUUUCAGGACAAGACAACAGACACGGGCUGGGAGCAGGACGGGGAAGAACAAACUUCAUGCAAAGAAACCUUUCAUGUGAAGGUUGAGAACACCAAUUUGCAAAAACACGCAGGCAAGAAACCGUUUAUGUGUGAUCAUUGUGACUAUUCUGCAACACAAAAAUCCAAUUUGGACCGUCAUCUGCUAAAGCACACAGGCAGAAAAUCAUACAUGUGUAAUCACUGUGACUAUUCUACAUCGAGUAAAUUCCAGUUGGACCGCCAUGUACGUAAACAUACGGGGGAAAAACCUUACAAGUGUGAUCAAUGUGACUAUUCUGCAGCCCUAAAAACCACUUUAAAUCAACACCUCGCAAAACACACUGGCGAGAAACCCUACAUGUGUGGGGAGUGUGGGUACAGGGCAGCUAAGAAGUCUCAUUUAUCCCAACACAUGAAAGCACACACAGGGCAAAAACCCUACAAGUGUGACCAGUGUGACUAUUCUGCAGCACAGAAAAUCAGUUUAGACUUUCAUAUAGCAUCAAGGCACAGUGGUGCAAAUCCUCACAUGUGUGGGAAAUGUGGGUACAGCACGCAUCUAAAAUCCAACCUAAAGAACCAUAUGAGAACUCACAUGGGAGUUAAACCCUACAAGUGUGACCAGUGCGACUUUUCCUCAGCACACAAAUGUAGUUUGGACAAACAUCUAGCAACACACACUGGCGAGAAGCCCUACAUGUGUGGGGAGUGUGGGUACAGGGCAGCUCAAAAGUCUAGCUUAUCCCGACAUAUGGUAGUCCACACAGGACAAAAACCUCACAAGUGUGAUCAGUGUGACUUUUCUGCUGCUGAGAAAUUCAUGUUGGACCAACACCUAAUGAAGCAUACUGGCGAGAAGCCCUACAUGUGUGGGGAGUGUGGGUACAGGGCAGCUCGGAAGUAUCAUUUAUCCAGACACAUGAGAACACACACAGGGCAAAAACCCUACAAGUGUGAUCAGUGUGACUAUUCUGCAGCACAGAAGUGCCAUUUGGACCAACACCUGGCCAAACACAUGGGUGAGAAGCCCUACAUGUGUGGAGAGUGUGGGUACAGGACAGCGUGGAAGUCCAACUUAUCCCGACAUAUGGUAGUCCAUACAGGAGAAAAACCUUACAAGUGUGACCAGUGUGACUAUUCUGCAGCACAGAAAUGCCAUUUGUACCAACAUCUAGCCAAACAUGCCGGUGAGAAGCCCUACAUGUGUGGAGAGUGUGAGUACAGGACAGCUCAGCAGUACCGCCUGACCGAACACAUGAGGACCCAUACAAGAGAAAAAACCCUCAAGAACUAAAAGAACAUUUGGCUGAGAGUAUCUAAUACAAAAUGUAAUUGUACCAUGUAUUGGGGCACAAAAUAUUGAAAUAAUUUUGUAUUCAUACAUGUUUGACUCAUAUGACACAGUAGAUUCCACUGAGAUAGUUUUUUUACUGUCAUGUACAUGUCUUUUAGUUGCAAAGUAGGAAUUGGCUUAUAUGUUUAUUUUACUUACUUUAUGAUCGCAUAUUAACACUGAGCAAAAACUGUAUAUAUCAAACAAAUAGAUUUUACUUUCUUAGUGUCUAGAACAUAAAAAAUAUAACCAUUGAAAUUACUAACAUUCUUAUGUACCUCUGUGUACUUAAUAUUUUACAAAUAAAAGGCUCCAAUAUA
Branchiostoma floridae (Florida lancelet) is the source of this 2239-nucleotide messenger RNA. RefSeq names its product gastrula zinc finger protein XlCGF57.1-like. The record is from RefSeq and is a predicted model, not a curated record. The coding region runs from base 237 to 1880 and encodes 547 amino acids. NCBI's taxonomy places the organism in Eukaryota, Metazoa, Chordata, Leptocardii, Amphioxiformes, Branchiostomatidae. The transcript has 2 exons. Gene Ontology annotation, molecular function: RNA polymerase II transcription regulatory region sequence-specific DNA binding; DNA-binding transcription factor activity, RNA polymerase II-specific. Gene Ontology annotation, biological process: regulation of transcription by RNA polymerase II. Gene Ontology annotation, cellular component: nucleus.